AUGGCGGCUCCCUUAACGCUGCUUCUGCUUGUAGCUGUCACGAUCCGAGCCGCGCUUUUUAGAUCCAGUUUGGCGGACUUGAUUUCGGCGAGAGUGGAGGUCGUGUCUCCCCUGAAUGCCUGGAAAAGAGUGGUGGAAGGUCUGGCCCUGCUGGACCUGGGAAUCUCCCCAUACUCUGGAGACGUGUUCCAUGAGACGCCUCUCAUCAUCUAUCUCUUUCACUUUGUGGUGGAUUAUGCAGAGGUAACCUUCAUGGUGACAGACGGGAUUACAGCUGUGGCUCUCUACCUGGCUGUUAAGGACUACAACAAGCAAGUGUUCAGGAAACAGAAAUACGCCUUGGAGGCAGACCGCUACCCCCUGGACUGUCUGGAGCUCAUCAGAAGCCCCAACGAAAUGUACUACAUCCCGCUCAAAGUGGCCAUGUUUUACCUGCUGAACCCGUUCACCAUCUUGUCCUGCGUUGCCAAGUCGACCUGUGGCCUGAACAACGCGGUCAUCGCCCUCUUCAUCUUGUCGACCGUUAAAGGAAGUGCCUUGUUGAGUGCCAUUUUCCUGGCUCUGGCCACAUAUCAGUCCAUCUAUCCAAUCACAUUGUUCGCUCCAGCACUGCUGUUUUUCCUGCAGCGCCUGUACAUACCGGUAAAUGUGCGGAGGCCGAGCUUCUGGUUCUUCACCCUGCAGUUUGCCUUCAUGUUCCUGGGCAGCUUGUUCGUCAUCGUCUGCCUGUCUUUCUUCCUGCUGGGCACCUGGGACUUCCUGCCCUCUGUCUACGGCUUCAUUCUAUCUGUACCUGACUUGACCCCCAACAUCGGUCUGUUUUGGUAUUUUUUCGCCGAGAUGUUUGAACACUUCCGCCUCUUCUUCCUCUGCGUCUUCCAGAUCAACGUCUUCUUCUACACCAUCCCUCUGUCCAUCAAACUCAAGGAACACCCUGUGUUUCUGGUCUUUAUGCAGUUAGCUGUAAUCGCCAUCUUUAAGUCGUAUCCCACGGUGGGCGACAUCGCUCUCUACCUGGCCUUCUUACCUGUCUGGAGUCACCUGUACAGAUUCCUGAGGAACAUCUUCCUGGUGUCCUGUGUGCUGCUGGCCUGUUCCGCUCUGUUCCCCGUUCUCUGGCACCUCUGGAUCUAUGCCGGCAGCGCCAACUCCAACUUCUACUACGCCAUCACGCUGCUGUUCAACGUGGCGCAGAUCCUGCUGGUGUCCGACUACUUCUAUGCUUUCCUGAGGCGAGAACACCAUCUCACACAUGGGCUGUACCUGAAGAGGAAAGAUGGCUCCGAGGCUACACUGGUUCUUAAAUAA
Molecule: messenger RNA, 1308 nt
Organism: Lampris incognitus (smalleye Pacific opah)
Lineage: Eukaryota; Metazoa; Chordata; Actinopteri; Lampriformes; Lampridae
Gene: pigu
Product: phosphatidylinositol glycan anchor biosynthesis, class U
Exons: 12
Coding region: 1-1308 (435 amino acids)
Biological process (GO): protein localization to cell surface; attachment of GPI anchor to protein
Cellular component (GO): membrane; GPI-anchor transamidase complex
Source: RefSeq, a predicted model, not a curated record